AUGCAGAAUAUCUCACUCACUGAAAAUGUCAAAGAGAUCAUCAAUAAGUUGCGCAUCGUCGCAGCAGACUCGGACGCAUGCGAGAUAUACAGAAACUCGAUUGGCUGGCAAUAUGGCGGUUACAAAAUUGAAGCUCAGCUCAACCAUUUGAAAGAUGAGUUGGAGAAGAAGAAGAAAAAGAAGACGAAGAAAAGCAACAAUUGCAAGGUGGCUGAGAUAAAAAUGGUCCGUUUCCUUAAGAACGCCAACGUUAUCAACCCGACGAACAAUUUGAUUCUGAUUCCGGUCAAUGGCGACGCGCUCUUUGGGAACGCGACGGUAAUACCGGAUGAAGGCUAUUAUACUGAUGAGGAUCAACGACCGUUGUAUGGUUGUGGAGUGGAUGUUGUUAUUGUCAUUCUUUCUAGGAAGUAG
Molecule: messenger RNA, 414 nt
Organism: Aspergillus glaucus CBS 516.65
Lineage: Eukaryota; Fungi; Ascomycota; Eurotiomycetes; Eurotiales; Aspergillaceae
Exons: 2
Coding region: 1-414 (137 amino acids)
Source: RefSeq, a predicted model, not a curated record